This is a messenger RNA of Panicum hallii, 1279 nucleotides long. RefSeq lists its product as uncharacterized. The transcript has 6 exons. The record is from RefSeq and is a predicted model, not a curated record. NCBI's taxonomy places the organism in Eukaryota, Viridiplantae, Streptophyta, Magnoliopsida, Poales, Poaceae. Gene Ontology annotation, cellular component: cytoplasm. Gene Ontology annotation, molecular function: isomerase activity. Gene Ontology annotation, biological process: biosynthetic process. The coding region runs from base 130 to 1053 and encodes 307 amino acids.
ACGACCACGACGCACUCACAUAAGCGAAACCUCGAACCUGAAGGCUAUCCGCCGCUCCACGCAAAAUUGCCGGAGCAGCAGCCGACGACGGCGACAGCACAGAGCCCCGGUGUACUCGUCGUCGCAAGAAUGGCCAAGAGUGGCAUCCAGUACGCCGUGGUGGACGCCUUCACGGCGGAGCCGUUCAAGGGCAACCCGGCCGCGGUCUGCCUCCUCCAGGACGCCGCCAAGGCCGCGGACGAGCGGUGGAUGCAGUCCGUCGCCGCCGAGUUCAACCUCUCCGAGACCGCCUUCCUGCUCCGGGACUCCUCCCCCGCCGCCGCCGCCGCCCCGCGGUUCCAGCUCCGAUGGUUCACUCCCGUCGCCGAGGUCAAGCUCUGCGGCCACGCGACGCUGGCCUCCGCCCACUUCCUCUUCACAUCCGUUCUCGCGGAGCACGAGACGCUCGUCGAAUUCGCGACCAAAUCGGGGAUUCUCACCGCCAAAAAGGUCGCUGCACCGGCGAGUGCGGUGGCCUCAGGGGAAGGGAAGCUGUUCAUCGAGCUGGAUUUCCCCAUGAUUGACCUUGUCGAUUGCCAUCCGGCCGAGCUGCCGUCCAUCCCCGAGACCCUGAACGGAGCCUCUGUUGUCAGCGUCCACAAAUCGGCGACAGCUGGUGACCUCAUUGUGGAGCUUUCAUCAGGAAAAGAGGUUGCCGAUAUCAUUCCUAACAUUCAUGAGAUUGAAAAAUGUUCUGGCAGAGGAGUUAUUGUUACGGGGCCAGCACCUGCUGGAUCUGGCUUUGACUUCUUCACACGUUUCUUCUGCCCAAAAUUUGGGGUAGAUGAGGAUCCCGUUUGUGGCAGCGCACAUUGUGUUUUAGCACCCUACUGGGGUGGGAAGCUGGGGAAACAAAGACUGACAGCAUUUCAAGCAUCUCCACGGAGCGGAAUAUUACACUUGGAGUUGGAACCUGCAAGCAGUAGAGUGCGAAUUCAGGGGGAAGCUGUUACAGUGAUGACUGGUACCCUCCUAGGCUCCGAGCGUAACAGUUCCCCAUGCUUUGAGGGUUGAAGGGCAGCGGUUGGUGAACUUGCCGGCAAUUCUGUUUGUUACAACAGGCUUCCUCACCAUUAUUAAUUUAUGGAAACAAAAAGAUCCUGAACUUUUCUGGAGCAUCAAAAUAAAUUUGCAGUGAAAGCAUGAUGGCAUAAAACACCAUGUCAUUUUGGUUUGUCAUUUCUAAAGAUCCUAGACCAAGAAUGGCUUUUAUUAAGAAGAAUUAUUUGCCAUUUCUCAA